Messenger RNA from Danaus plexippus (monarch butterfly), 1092 nucleotides. RefSeq lists its product as uncharacterized. The record is from RefSeq and is a predicted model, not a curated record. Bases 330 to 842 code for a protein of 170 amino acids. NCBI's taxonomy places the organism in Eukaryota, Metazoa, Arthropoda, Insecta, Lepidoptera, Nymphalidae. The transcript has 4 exons.
AUGGUCCACUCGACCUUAGACUGUUUGUUUGAUGUCACAAACAUUAAACGGGCGAGUGUCAGGAUGUUUAUUCAGCGGUAUUCCCCGUAAAUCUGUAAUGAUGUUUCAAAUCAGAAACCAGUUUUGAUAGUUCUAUGUCCUGGCUGAUAGUGCUAUCAAGAACAAUUAAUAACAAGCCAUUAUAUUAUCUACGUAUCGAUAAAUUAUCACUAGAAGCAAGAUAUGGAAUUCCUACGUACUACUGAGUACUAAAAACCAAACCCGGUGAGGGAGGCGAUUAUACUACAUACUAUGUUGAAACAUGUUUGCAAUACCAGUGAGAUAUUGAGAUGUGCAUUCCUUUAGAAAACUGUUGUUUCUGUGUCAGUCUGGAUGUGGGAGCGAAAAUCAUCUCGAUCGUUAACCUGGCGGGCUCUACGAUUGUCCUCAUGCUGUACGGCACCGCCGCCAUGCUGCCUCCGCCAGUCGAGGAGUCCAGGAAGAUCGUGUACGCUGUUAUAGCAUCCGUUGCCAUGUUCGAGUUACUCAUAGGGUGUCUCCUGGUCUAUGGAGUUUUUGGGAAGAAGCCGUCUCUAAUCCUCCCGUGGCUGGUCUCCUGCUACGUGUUGGUGCUGUCGCUGGUGUCCCUGUCCGUGCUGGGGACGCUCCUCAUCGUACUCCAGUUCGUCCAGAAUCAAGAAACCAUCAAGGAAGUCAGCACCAUGGUAGCUUUCUACUUCGCGGUGGCCGUUGUUCUGUAUUGGUUCGGUUCAGUGACAAACAGCCGGAGACACCAGAUACUCGAAGGAUUCCACACGGGGUACUACACGACGCACGGCCUCUUGAAGGAGUACCGUUUGUAAUUAUCAAUUAUGAAUUAGCUUUAAUAGACAAGAAACUACAAAGAAAUAAAUGUGCAAAGACGGAUGAGCGAUGAAUAUAGUUAACCAAUUUUUUUAUUAAGUAGUCAAUAAGUAUAUUCAGAUGUAGUUCUGAAUGUGGCAACACUAAAUAAUAUAUUUGACAUAAACUAGUUUCAUUGGCCGUGUGAAACAAUUUAGAGUUGACAACAAAAUGUUUUGUCAAAAGAAAUAAAUUAUAUACGAAUAAUGA